Messenger RNA from Scomber scombrus (Atlantic mackerel), 986 nucleotides. RefSeq lists its product as uncharacterized. The record is from RefSeq and is a predicted model, not a curated record. Bases 1 to 948 code for a protein of 315 amino acids. NCBI's taxonomy places the organism in Eukaryota, Metazoa, Chordata, Actinopteri, Scombriformes, Scombridae. The transcript is spliced from 9 exons.
AUGAUUCCCUUUAAAGACCUGAAGACUCCAGGUAUGAGGCCCUGGGAGAGAUUCGUCACAACAUACAGUAGUGACUACAACCCCUUCAGUGAGCGCCUCCUACAGGACAACCAGCUGAACUUCAGAACUGAAGCCAAACCUGCUCUUGCAUUUAUCAACCCACCACAGACCAAACGUGAAACCUGGCCUGUAUUUUAUCGAUACAUCUACAAGACGACCAACAACACCUACGGCUCCUUUUCACAGCCUCCCACUUGUUCCCUCAACCUCGCAUCCUCCCCUCCAUUCGGCAUUGUCUCUCCUGUGUCUGAAGUGACUGGAGAUGUCGGCUGCGGCCUGAGGGAGGCCAGGAGGGAGACUGGGCCUUUACUUGUGGAGAAGGGAAAAGGCCAUCUGCACUGUGUUUUUGGUGGAAAUGCAAAUGUGUUGGAGCAGCGGGAGGCAACAGACGAGUCACAGCAGAAGAAGGUUGACAUUCUCUACGAGGAAGGUGUGAUCGUGUUGUCGUCUCAUGUGAUUCCGGCCUGCUGUGAGGACUUCCUCGGUUGUGUGAGAGAUUCCAGACUGCAGCAGCUGCUUAACCAUCCUGUACCCUCCUCUCCCUUUGUCAAAGUUGAAAAUUGGGAGACGGGCAUGAGACAAGCAGUCGGACAGAUAGAGAACAGCUUCCUUCAGCCUACCUGCGGGCAGUGCACUUGCUACACGUGGAAAACUGAAGGUGCUGAUAGGUGCUGCUUUGAGAUGCAAACCGAGCCUCCUCACAUCCCUCAGAGCAGCACUCUACUAGUACAGCCUACUUUUAACCGCUCAGAGACGAGCAGGAGGACGCCCCUGCUGACGGAGUACCAAGCCAGCUACAGUGCUGGGUGGGCUCAACCUCCGAUCCAGCAGAGUGACUUUCACCAUCGUCAGAAUCCUCAACAAUGCAGAUUUCAUCCUUCACUCUGAAUCUGAACUUUUGUGUCAAUAAAAAGCUGAUUAAAAAA